AUGGCGCGCCAAUCCACCGGAAGAGAGCUCUCACACGCCAAGAAGAUGGAGGUGAUCCGUUGCUUGCAUACCCUGUCGACCAAGGGCAAACUUGCCCGCGGGGCAAUCCUCACCACGGCCUCCGAGCACGAAAUCCACCGGACCACCAUAUCGCGCAUCUGGAAGGCCUUUCAACGAAACGAAUUGCUACCAUCGUUGAAAGCUGGCCGUGUAGGCCACUCGCCGGUAUACACGGCACACCUCGUCGCCAGCACCGUCCGCGAACUACCCCAGUCACUCCGCUCGACGAUGCGCGACAUUUCCGAGGCCACUGGAAUUCCUCUUGGAUCCUUGCACCGAGCGCUCAAGAAUUUUGCCGAAACCCCGACAUUCGAUGGCAUGUGGGAUGUCGUUCACCUUGACGAAAAGUGGUUCAACGCUGACAAGAACGUCCGCAAGGUGUGUCUGGCGGAAGGUGAAGAGCCUGAGCAGCGCGCAUGGUCAAGCAAGCGCUUCAUCCCAAAAGUGAUGUUCCUCGCGGCCGUGGCACGCCCUAGACAUGACUUGGAGCGUGGUGUCGACUUUGAUGGGAAGAUUGGCAUCUGGCCGUUCGUGCAGUACCAACAUGCUCAGCGGAGCUCGCGCAACCGUCGAGCGGGAACUCUUGUGGCAACGUGGGUGAACGUUGAUGCACCCAUGUACCGGGACUACGUGCUCACGCGAGUCAUUCCAGCUAUCAAGGCAACGUUCGCUACCAUCAACAAGCGCGUAGUUCUCCAGCACGACAAUGCAACGCCACAUGGAGGCAUAACCGACGCUGACCUUGUGCCGGUCUCCACGGAUGGGUGCGCGUUUGUCGUUCGCUGCCAGCCACCAAACAGCCCAGAUCUCAAUGUGUUGGAUCUGGGCUUCUUUGCGUCAAUCCAAGCUUUGCAGUACAAAUUGAGUUGCGGAGAGGCUCUGGACAAAGUGUUUCUUACCUUGCAAGCGGUGAUGCGCCUUGUUUUGGAGAACAAUGGUGGCAACCACUUCCGCCUGCCGCACUUGCGCAAGGAUGCGCUGCGUCGUGCCAAAGCGCUCAUGCCGAAUGUCUCGUGCCUUGCAUCUCUUUUGGGUUAA
Aphanomyces astaci is the source of this 1098-nucleotide messenger RNA. RefSeq lists its product as hypothetical. The record is from RefSeq and is a predicted model, not a curated record. Gene Ontology annotation, molecular function: nucleic acid binding. NCBI's taxonomy places the organism in Eukaryota, Oomycota, Saprolegniomycetes, Saprolegniales, Verrucalvaceae. The coding region runs from base 1 to 1098 and encodes 365 amino acids. The transcript has 3 exons.